This is a messenger RNA of Vollenhovia emeryi, 4758 nucleotides long. RefSeq lists its product as uncharacterized. The record is from RefSeq and is a predicted model, not a curated record. The transcript is spliced from 4 exons. Lineage: Eukaryota; Metazoa; Arthropoda; Insecta; Hymenoptera; Formicidae. The coding region runs from base 378 to 3740 and encodes 1120 amino acids.
GCCGUGCACCAUUGUCGAAAGAUCGUCCGGGUAGUCGACACGCGUCUUCCGACACUCUUCUUCGCUUCGUCCGGUGUCGCGAUCUAUUCUCUUCCUUCCUCUCGGCGCGAAUUCACGAGUAACGCGGUGCCCGGUCCGAUUUUCCAAAUUCACUCUAAGCGCCCGGGUUUCUUCCGGUGUCUCUUCUUUUCUUUCGAACAGGUGGGCUGUCGCGAAGGGCUAACGCGCGGGACUCGGGCGGGUUACUCUGGUGCACGGUAAAAGCCGUUUCACGUAUUUCCGCGAUCGUGCGCUCCGCGAGAAUCGUCGGGUGUGUGUAGCGAUCGCGUUUCAAGUGAUUCGAUGCUCCAUCAAAUUUAUUGAGACAUAGUGCGAAAAUGCGGAUGCAGCUGCUGAAGAUCGUGGUGGUCCUGCUGGCAGCAGGAUCGGGUGACGCCAGGCCUCAGAAUGGUGCGGAUUCGCAAGCGAAGACGAUAGAGAGGAGCGACGCGGGAUGGAGGGGCGUCCAAGUUUCGAGCAAGUCACACGACGUUGUUCGGGACGAUAGCAGUGGAGUCAACGACACCCACCGUGAUCUGAAGGAUCUACAAUACAUGGAUCAAUCUCUGAGAACCGUCGCCACUCAGCUCCUCAACGUCACACACCCGCAGGACGUGAUGACGGUAAAUAACAAGGAACUCAUCACGGCCGAGCACAGCGUCGCGACUACGCCGAAAUCACCGGAGAAGAAUACCCCAUCGCUGAUAAGGAAUGCUAGUUCGGAUAGCGGUCUGAAUUUGGAGCCUGUAAGCGUGAGUUUCGGCAGGCCGAUCAAUUCUAAGUUCAGCUAUUUCGAGAACAGCCAUCCGGGCCAAGCGAUGGCGAUGACGGAAGAGGAGCUCGAGCGGGAGAUGAGCACGACGAGGCUGAUCACCGCCUACAAAAAUCACCCGACGACCACCGGUGGCAUUUCCACUUGGAUUCUGCUGAAUCCGCCGUCCACAACUGUGAAGAGCACGGAGAUCGAGAAGACGAAGACACAACAGCCAUUCCAGACGGAGGUGCGACUCACGGUGAGACCGAGCUCGACGAUUGAAAAGGUGGAGACGAUCCCGCAGCCUGAGAAGACCGUGGAGAAGACCACGCCGCAGUUGACUCCUGUUAUAACCACCGAGAAAGUGACCGUGAUCACGAAAAAACCGGCUGCGACGACGACGAAGAAGGCCGCGACUACUUUAAGACCGGAGAGAAUUACUCAAGAUUCAGGAAAGACAGAAACUUCGGCGAGCACGACUUUGAAGGUGAUCCGCACCACGACAACGAGCACCUCGACGACGAGCGACGGGACGGCUACGUUAACGACUGUUCUCACGACGAAGAAGACCACUCAGCCGCCGCGGACCACCUCUAAGCCGAAAGUCACCACGCCGAAAACGACUUCCAAGCCGACGGCAACGAAGGUAACAACAACGAAGCCGACGACGACGAAACCGGCCAGACCGAAGCCAACGCGGAAAACCACGAUCAAACCUGAAACAGUGAAGAACGAGACUUCCGCGUCGACGGGUAAGAUCGAGAAGGUGACCUUUAAACCGGUCCCGAUCAUCACGACCCUGCAGGACAAGCUGGAGAACACCGAGAAGCCGAUAUUCGUUACGAAGAUAAAGGCAUCGGUGCUCAUGGACACUCAGAAGACUCCGACCACGUUACUUCCAGCUACUACCGCGUCUACCCCAAGCGCGAGUACCACGUUCAAAUCGACUUUGUUCAGUGCGGACCUCGUGGAGGUGCCAGUGAGAUCGAAGCCGAUCGGCACGAAGGUGAACAACGUACUGAAGGUACAGCUGAAGAAGCCCGUGGAUGAGACUACGCAGAUUGAAAUAGAGCCGAUCAAAGUGAACGCGCCGAUCCUGAAGAUCGAGAAGGUCGACAAGACCAAUAUGGAUGAGAUUCUGGCGAAGGACACGGACGAUCUUAAUGAUUCCAGAAUAGACCUAAAGUUUGACUUUAAUCCCGAGCUAACCAGGAUCAAUGUCGAGACGCAAACGGAGGAAGCGACGACGACGUCGCCGGUAAGUACAAGAGCGUCGACCACGAAACGGCCGAGGCAUAAUUCGAAGAGGAAGAAGAACAAGACACGCAGGCGCAAGCCUACGACACCGACGCCAAGCUCGACGACAGUCGCGAUGGUGCCUGUUGUAAUGGAGGCCGGCGAGAGCGUAACUGACCCCACCUACAUGGAUAACGCGGUCCAAGAGUCGAAGAUCGCGCCUGAGACGAAGGUCGCGGCGAACAAGACCAAGAAGAAGCAGCCGCAGAAGGCGAUCGGCACUCAGAUCUACAACUUCCUCAGUCGCGAAGUGAUGCCUAGCUUCGGCGUCAUGUCGCUGGUAGGUUUGGGUCUCGGUCUCGCCUCGUAUUUCCUGUAUCCCUUCGGCGGUACGAUCACUCGUAGGAACUACGAGGUGGAGCCGAACUACAAGUACAACAUGGACGAAUACGGCGGUAAUUACGGGCAGAGCGAGGAGGAGAUGCUGUCCAAGGUGUUCCAGGGUAUGACGAAUUCCGAGAACAAGUAUCCCGGGGGGAAAGACAGCUACAACGGCAACUACUAUCACUAUCAGCAUUACGAUGGCGCGUACGACACGCAAACGACGAAGAAGGCCGAUUCGAGAUAUCCGUCGGUGUCCACCUCUCCCGUUUAUAAAACGGUGGAGAACACUCAACCGGCGGUGAAGUACCGGAACACGGACUUCCGCUAUCCCGAGGUACAAACCACUCCGGUUUACUACGAUCGCAAGCGUCCCGACCUCGCGGCGGAAGUCGGCGCGGGCUCGGCGGCGAAUCGGCAAUUCGUGGUCGGCAGCGUGCCCAAGGAGUAUUCGUACGACGUGAAAGUGGCGAACUCGCCGGUGGACAGGAAGAAAGGCGUUGGCUACGUGUCUACGGAGGUCGGGCAGACGCAGUUCGAGAGGGACGUUGCGCAGGGCUUCGAUUUCCCCAACGCAGCCGCCUUGCACAGUUACAGCCAUCUGGGGGCAUCGACUAUCCGACCGGACGACGGCUACGAAGAGAUUGAGAUAACGCCGACCGCGGUGGCCGUCGAGCACGGGCCGCGGUCCCUCAAGGUCAAACGCGCCGCCGUUAACGAGGCUGAGGGCGGCCGGGGACGGAGCUGGAGGUCGAAGAGAGACUCGGUAAUACAGAUAAUACCGUCGAAGCGCGAACUGGAAGAAGAGCGCGAAGAGGCGGAGAAGGAGGAGGAUCUGAGCAACGAGAUUCUGGACAUCAUCGACUCGGCGCUGCCGGGUGGCGGGGAGCCGCACAAGACGAGCAGCGAGAACAACGAAGUGGAGGAUCUCGAGGGGCAGAAGAGGAAGCAGCAGGAGGAAGCUAACGCGUACGCGAAGGCGUCCACCUACAAAACCAUCGUGGGAAACACGGAGGGCACGACGGAACACCCUGCGACCGCCACGAUCGUCGGGAAAAUGGAUGACGGCGGUACCAGUGUCUCUUCGGAGAAUCCCUCCGAUAAGGAUACCACGCAUCCCACGGACCCGAAGAGUCCCGAGACGACGACCGUCGAGUGGCUCGACAGCUCGGCCACGAAGAAGCCCACGGAGGGCUUCAGCCUCCUAAAUUUCGUGAAGAAGGUGGCCGAGAUCAAGUUCAGACUGGGCCUGACGAUCCUCAAGCACGCCAGCGAGGGCCUCGCGCGGUAUCUAGGUCACGUGCAGAAGAGAAUCAACGGCGAGGAAUAAAACGAAGGGUAAAAUCGCGGUGGAGCGGCGAUGGAAGUUUUCGCGUCGUGUGACGGUACGCGUUUCUUUCCAAUUUCACGGCGCGAUACGGUGGACACGCGGUGGAUAACGGCGACGGACGGCUGUAAUCCUAUAGUAACGGUAGUCAGUGAACGCGAAGAAGCGACUUCCCCCCCUCGACUUCUUCGCAGUCGAUUUGAGACGCGAUUUCACGGGCAGUCAUUUUUGUCCAUCCGUAAACGAUCCUAUGCGAUACGAUACGCGAUCGUCCUUUCACUUAGAAAGCUAAAACGACGAAGGGGAACACGGACUACUGUUACGAUCGCCGAACGCGCGGCGUCUUCCUCUUCAAGGUAUCGCCGUAAACAUCACGGAUGGGGAAUCCCGUGUCUUCUUUCAGAAUCUGUCUCAGUGCUCGAGGGAUCGGCGACGAUCGCCUCAAGUGUUCCAUUGCGACAUUGUUAAAAAAAAAAAACUUCAUUCGAACACAAAAUGUCUUAACACAAAAUGUCUUAACUUUAAUCUUUGGGUCCUGGUAUGACAUGCACGGAAUGCGUCUCGACACGCGAUAUACGGCAUGACAAGAUGCAUUCCAGGGAUACUUUGUCGAAAUCGAGACGAUCGAGAUAGCCGCGGGAUUGGUGAGGGGUUUCGAGAGAUUUUUCUCGCUCUCUCUCUCUCUUUUUCUCUCUCUCUCUUUCUCUCUCCUUCUCUCUCUCUUUCUCUCUCUCUCUCUUCCACACACAGGAUCGAUUGGAUCUUUAUUGAAAGUCGCUUUUUAAUCUCUCUACAAUUGUUUGGUAUAUGCGCGCUGCUCUCUUACCCUCUCGCUGGAGGGCGAGCGAAGACAUAUGGUGGAGUCGAUUACUGGGCAGCUUAUACUGUAAAGUACGCUAUAUAACUAAAUAAAUAAAACGAGUUGAACGAAUAAAUAAAUAAAUAAAUAGAUAAGUAUGCAAAACACUCUAUGUAAUACCCUGGUAUGCGCUAUGUAAAUAAAUAUUGGAGAAUGUGUGAA